GCCCCGGAAGUAGUUAGCAAUCAGCUACAGUUAGCAGUGUGAUUUAUGCUGUGAUUAAAGGACAUUAAAAAGCAAAAUGUCAGAGCAAACGAUAACAGUGACAGUUGCAUACGGAUCCACUAAGCACAGCAUCACAUUAACCAGCCAGGAUGAUGGCAAGGGCCCUACUGUCAAAGACCUGUCGGAUGCUCUCACUCAAGCCACCGGGGUUCCACAAAACUCACAGAAAAUCAUCUUUAAAGGAAAAUCACUGAAGGAGAUGGAGGAGAGUCUGUCCAGCUAUGGACUAAAAGAAGGCUGCAAACUCAUGAUGAUUGGAAAGCGGAACAGUCCUGAGGAAGAAGCCGAGCUGAAGAAGCUGAAAGAUAUCGAGAAGUCUGUGGAGCAGACGGCUAAAAAACUGGAGAAGGUUGACGGGGAGCUGACUGGACUCAAGAAUGGCUUCCUAGCCAAAGACCUCCAGGCGGAGGCGUUGGGUAAACUAGACCACAGAGUGAAAAUAGCAGCCGAACAGUUCAUGAAGAUCCUGGAGCAGAUCGAUGCUUUGAGUCUUCCUGAUAAUUUCAAUGACUGCCGAAUCAAGAAAAAGGGACUUGUUAAGACAGUACAGGAUUUCCUGGCCCAGUGUGACAAGAUCGAGGCGUGUAUAUCAGACCACCUAUCAAAGAUCCAGUCGAAAAAUCUUGCCCUGGCGGAGUAGAGCUACAGUCUCCCAUAUCAUGUCCUAUACAUUGCUCUGUGAGCAACUGCAAAGUGUACAGAAAACUUCAGGUGUGGGGCAGCUCCUUGUCUAUUUAUUGUUGGUGUGAUGUGUAUGAGAGAGCCCUCAUCACAGAGAACCCUGUGAACAGAAGGAGGCUGGUUAUCGGCACUGAUGCUGGGGACAUCUGUGCUACGUUCUCUGGGUUUAAGACAGAUGUGAAGUGCUCCUCAAUGUAACCACAGUCACACUGUGAAAGGAUCAGAGGUGCUUUGAAUUGUGGUAAAUUAUGUAGAUCCCCUUACAGCAUCCAAACAUGGCCAAAUGUGUAUCAAGUUAAUGUUCAUCACCCAGUAUCUCAGAAAAUUUGUUUUGUUUUUCUUGCUCCUUGUGAUGUACCAACUGUGGAGUGUUCCAUAUGUACACACAUGGUCAAAAGUAUGUGGACACCCAAACAUUACCAAGUAUUAGAUUCUCAUCAACUCUCCUGGGAAGGCUUUUCUUUUUGGAACCUGGCUCCAGGGAUCGUCAGUGAGGUCAGGCCCAUAAGUUCACAGCUGGAGUUCCAAUUCAUCCCAAAGGUGCUGGAUGUUAUGUUAUGGCUCUGUGCCAUGAACCGCCAUUUGUGCACAGGGGUCAUUUUCAUGUUGUAAGAGGAAAAUGUCCUCAGAAAAUCAGCUGUUGCCACAAUGUCACCAUGUCAAUGUGAUGGCAUCAGGAAAAUGUUAUGUUACUUUUCUUAUAAAGUUAAAUGGGUUUUUUUUUUUUUUUAAUGGUUUCAACCCUAGGCCAUGACAUUAAAAAUGACCCUAAGAAUUACAAUACAGUCCACAUACUUUUGGCCAUAUAGUGUAUAUUCAUUAUUCCACAUUGAGAGUCAGCACCUUUUGUUAAAUCCAGUGACUGAUCCUGUGUAAUUGUGUAGCUUUAAAACUAGUGUGAACUGUGGAAUUGGUAUUGCUUUAAAACCUCACUAAGACCAACACAUCAAACCAAUUUUGCUUUGUUUUAAAAUAAAACCUGAAAAAUGAA
Dicentrarchus labrax (European seabass) is the source of this 1732-nucleotide messenger RNA. RefSeq names its product BCL2 associated athanogene 1 (gene bag1). The record is from RefSeq and is a predicted model, not a curated record. NCBI's taxonomy places the organism in Eukaryota, Metazoa, Chordata, Actinopteri, Moronidae. Gene Ontology annotation, molecular function: protein-folding chaperone binding; adenyl-nucleotide exchange factor activity. The coding region runs from base 77 to 700 and encodes 207 amino acids. Gene Ontology annotation, biological process: protein stabilization. The transcript is spliced from 7 exons. Gene Ontology annotation, cellular component: cytoplasm; nucleus; cytosol.